Messenger RNA from Alternaria novae-zelandiae, 675 nucleotides. RefSeq lists its product as uncharacterized. Lineage: Eukaryota; Fungi; Ascomycota; Dothideomycetes; Pleosporales; Pleosporaceae. The record is from RefSeq and is a predicted model, not a curated record. The transcript has 3 exons. The coding region runs from base 1 to 675 and encodes 224 amino acids.
AUGAGGGAGCUCCGCAACAUUGUCUAUGCUCACGUUCUCGAAACGGACGAGGCUAUCCUCAUGGCACCCUACCUCAAGAACGGAGUUUUACACCAGCGUCUAAUCAUCGACGAUCCUCCCAAAAAGCUACGUAUGGAUCUAAACCAAAUGAAAUUCGUCUGCAAACAACUCCACGAAGAAACAUCAGCUCUACCACCAACCCUUUGUCCAGAACUAAUCUUCCCUCUCCGCAAAGACACGCCCGAAUCCGCUUCCAGCAUAUGUGCAGAGUACAUUGCCAGCGCCAGACCCGAACAGCUCAACGGCAUCCACCGCAUCCACAUCCACGAGCGCAUCGCAUACAGACAAUGUCCUUUCUCGCCGCACCUCUUCGACCCCUGCAUGGCCCAACUCGUCACAUUCGCCACCCACCACCCUUCCACCUCGAUCCAGACAUUCCUCCACGCCGUAGACCCGAAGAUCUCCAACGACACAUCCAAAUUCCCGAUCGCAGGCUUCUCCUACGAGAUAGCUCGGAAACGGGUCGACGACGGAUACUACAGCGCUUGGUACAAUAUCGACAGGGCUCUGGACGAGAUGGCGGAGACAUGGUCGGACCAUGCGUUUGAACCGCAGCCGUUUCCGGGGAAUUUCGUGUUUAGGUUGGGAUGUGGGCAGAACAACCUUCUGCACUAA